GGAACUGCGGACUCCACACUGAGUUUACAACUCUCUCUGAAUACACGAAUGUAACUAACCUUACUUUAAACUAGUUUAACUUUUAACAUAAGCCGUUGAACACUGCUAUAAGUCAGUUUUAUAAGCAUUUCAGGAUGUCUGCGUCUGCUGUGUUCGUGCUCGAUCUGAAGGGGAAGGUUCUGAUUUGUCGAAAUUAUAAAGGUGAUGUCGACAUGUCUGAGAUCGAUCACUUCUUUACACUGUUAAUGCAACAGGAAGAGGAGGGGCUUCUGUGCCCUGUGAUGUCACAUGGCAACGUUCACUUCCUGUGGAUCAAACACAACAAUCUGUACCUGGUGGCCAUCACAAACAAGAACUCUAACGCAUCAAUGGUUUAUGCCUUCCUGUACAAGCUGGUGGAGGUGUUCACGGAGUAUUUUAAGGAGCUUGAGGAAGAAAGUAUUCAGGAUAAUUUUGUGGUCGUGUACGAGCUGCUCGAUGAACUCAUGGACUUUGGAUUCCCACAGACGACAGACAGCAAGAUUCUUCAGGAAUACAUCACACAGGAGGGGAAUAAACUGGAGGUGGCGAAGACUAAAGUGCCCACCACAGUGACCAACGCUGUGUCCUGGAGGUCAGAGGGCAUCAAAUACAAGAAGAAUGAAGUUUUCAUCGACGUCAUCGAGUCUAUUAAUGUUCUGGUGAAUGCUAACGGCAGUGUGAUGAGCAGUGAUAUUGUUGGCAGCAUCAAACUGAAGACGAUGUUGUCUGGAAUGCCGGAGCUUCGUUUGGGUCUCAACGACCGUGUACAGUUCGCUCUCACUGGACGUGACAAAGGGAAGACUGUUGCAAUGGAGGAUGUGAAGUUUCAUCAGUGUGUUCGCUUGUCACGUUUUGAAAGUGACCGAACGAUUUCCUUCAUUCCGCCUGAUGGAGAUUCUGAACUCAUGUCAUACCGCAUCAACACACACGUGAAGCCGCUCAUUUGGAUCGAGUCUGUUAUCGAGAAGUUCUCUCACAGUCGAGUGGAGAUCAUGGUGAAGGCUAAAGGGCAGUUUAAAAAGCAGUCUGUAGCUAAUAAUGUUGAGGUUCGUGUUCCUGUGCCGAGUGACGCAGACUCUCCAAAGUUCAAAACCAGCACAGGUCACGCUAAAUACGUUCCUGAGAAGAAUCUGGUGGUUUGGAGUAUUAAAUCAUUCCCGGGUGGAAAAGAGUUUCUGAUGCGAGCUCACUUUUGCCUGCCGAGUGUGGAAAAUGAUGAGAUGGAGGGAAAACCUCCGAUCACCGUGAAGUUUGAGAUCCCAUAUUUCACUGUGUCGGGUAUACAGGUACGAUACAUGAAGAUUAUUGAGAAGAGUGGCUAUCAGGCACUACCGUGGGUACGCUACAUCACGCAAAGUGGAGAUUAUCAGCUGAGGACAAACAGCUAAUGAGCGCUGUGGUGUUUCGGCCUUACAUAUACACUUAAUGGACUGACAGUUGCACAUGUGUUUUGACAAAUUUAUGUGAUAUGUCUAUAGAUUUUAUUGUCUGUCAAAAAGAUUUUCUUUUCUUUUUAAGGAAAACAAAAUUACUGUAUAAAUUGUUGAUGCUGAAUGUAAACAAACCAACCAUUUCAGUCACAAUGAAUGUGCACCAAAUUAUGGAAAAUGUUGUCAAACAUUUAUGUUCAUCCUAAUAUUGCAAUAAAUAAAAUGUAUUUGUGGACAUUU
Myxocyprinus asiaticus (Chinese sucker) is the source of this 1691-nucleotide messenger RNA. RefSeq names its product adaptor related protein complex 1 subunit mu 2 (gene ap1m2). The record is from RefSeq and is a predicted model, not a curated record. NCBI's taxonomy places the organism in Eukaryota, Metazoa, Chordata, Actinopteri, Cypriniformes, Catostomidae. The transcript has 12 exons. Gene Ontology annotation, molecular function: clathrin-cargo adaptor activity. The coding region runs from base 135 to 1409 and encodes 424 amino acids. Gene Ontology annotation, biological process: intracellular protein transport; vesicle-mediated transport. Gene Ontology annotation, cellular component: clathrin-coated vesicle; clathrin adaptor complex.